Bombyx mandarina (wild silkworm) is the source of this 924-nucleotide messenger RNA. Its product is annotated as UPF0488 protein C8orf33 homolog. NCBI's taxonomy places the organism in Eukaryota, Metazoa, Arthropoda, Insecta, Lepidoptera, Bombycidae. The record is from RefSeq and is a predicted model, not a curated record.
UUUUUCCAAGUUAGUGUCCUCUGUUGAUUUGGUUUCGUUACUACAAAAAGAACGUUACAUACAUCCGUUAUUAUAAUAAUACACAGAUUACACUACAUCAAAACUUCUCUGGAAUUAACAAAAUUUCAAAACGUGGCGAUAUAAAAUAUCAUAAAUAAAAUGCCUAAACCAACAAGAUUGCACAAUAAAGGCAAAUCGACAUCUUUACAGAAACCUUGUAAAAUUGAUAAACACGAGUCCGAAGGUGUAGACCCCGAGGAAUCGUUACGACAGUUUCAGCUCGAGUUAUGUUGGUGUAUCCAACAGUUAGAGAGAACUUUAAAUGAAAAGAAAGGAAACGAAAAACAAUUGCAAGAAACAUGGAAAGUCUUAACUGUACUAAAAAACAAUAAUCAGCCGAUUAUAAGGAAGAGACAAUUGAUGAGGACACAUUUCGGUGACUAUCGAGCUAAAAUGGCUUCAGAGGAGAAAAAAUUGUCUAAAAUGACAAGUAAAAUCAAAAUAUCAGAAGUACAGGAAAAACCAAAGGCAACAUUUUUUAGGAAAUCUGUAUUUCAAACUACAGGAGAUGAGUCGUUCCGUUUUAAUUUCGAUUUAACUUCAGAUCAAAUAGAAAAUGGAAAUAAUUCUACCGUUACAGAAGAAAAUAGCAAAAUUGGUAACACAGAGUCUGUUAUAGCCGAUGACAACAUACAGGGAAACUCUAAGGAUCACAAUACUGAAGAAGCAAACAAAGACAGUACAAAAAAAUUUAAGUUCUCUUUUUCAAGUUCUCAAUUUAAAUUUAAUUUCGAUGUCAAUGAUAGUUGAUUGUCACUUUUUUUUUUUUUUAAGUUAGCCACUUCUGUGUUUAAGUGAAUAGCGAAAAAUAGGUUAAGUCUAAAAUUUAAAUUUGAAGCAAAAAAAUAAAGAGCAUUUAUUGUA